Messenger RNA from Mesocricetus auratus (golden hamster), 2523 nucleotides. RefSeq names its product V-set pre-B cell surrogate light chain 3. Gene Ontology annotation, molecular function: D-glucose:sodium symporter activity. Gene Ontology annotation, cellular component: plasma membrane. Gene Ontology annotation, biological process: transmembrane transport; sodium ion transport. The record is from RefSeq and is a predicted model, not a curated record. The transcript is spliced from 16 exons. NCBI's taxonomy places the organism in Eukaryota, Metazoa, Chordata, Mammalia, Rodentia, Cricetidae. The coding region runs from base 83 to 2269 and encodes 728 amino acids.
CCUUGCGAACCAGGGUGGAGCUGGGUCCAGAACCGUUACCGCGUUCUUGCUGCCAGUGCUUACCUGGCUCAGAAACGCUGCCAUGGACCCCCCGGAGAACUACAGUGGCUUCACCAGGAAUCAUAGCACCAUGGCCUUAAGAAUCCACAGCACCACGGACACCCUGGUGAUGAUUUCGUAUCUCUUACUGGUCCUGGUCUUCGGGCUGUGGGCUGUGCUGUCAAGUAGCCGUGGGACGGUAAAAGACUUCUUCCUGGCUGGCCAAAAUCUGUCAUGGUGGUUGAUGGGCAUCUCCAAUUAUUCUGCAAAUAUCAGCAGUGGCCACUUUAUGGGCCUGGCCGAGAUAGGUGCAGCUUCAGGAAUUGCUGUUGGGGCCUUUGAGUGGAAUACUAUCUUUAUGUUCUUUGUCCUUGGUUGGAUAUUUGUUCCUAUCUAUAGCAAGGCUGAGGUGGUGACGUUGCCAGAGUACCUGCGGAAGAGGUUUGGCAGCCUCCGGAUUCAGCUGUGCUCCUCUUGCUUCUUCUUACUCCUCUACAUCUUCAGCAGGACCUCGAUGGAGAUCGGCUUUGGUGCCAUGUUCUUGAAAAUGGUCUGGGACACAGAUAUUUACCAGACGAUGCUGGUUGUGCUGACCAUUACGGGCAUGUAUACCAUCACAGGUGGCCUGACGGCUGUGGCCUACGUAGAGAACUUACAAGCUGGUAUUAUGAUUGUGGGCUCAGUCUUGUUAAUGUGUUAUGUCUUCCGUGAAGUUGGAGGAUAUCGGGGACUGGUGAAAAAGUACUUCCAAGCCAUCCCAAGUAAGACCCAAGAGGGAAACUGGACUGCCAAGACACAAUGCUACAUGCCUCGUCCAGAUGCUUUCCACAUCUUCCGAAGUGCCGUCUCUGGGGACAUCCCCUGGCCUGGACUCGUCUUAGGUGCUACUACUGUCUCUUUGUUCUAUGGGUGUGCUGAUCAGGUUUCUGUCCAGAGGUUCCUAGCAGGAAAGAGCAGACUUCACAUGAAAGGUGGCUGCCUCUUAUAUGGGUACCUGAAGCUGCUGCCCAUGUUCCUCAUGGUGAUGCCAGGGAUGAUCAGCCGCAUCUUGUUCCCAGACCAAGUGGCAUGCGUUGUACCUUCAGAAUGUCAGAAGUUCUGUGGCAGACAAACUGGCUGUAGUGUCCUGGCUUACCCAGUGCUGGUGAUAGGAGUGGUGCCUUCUGGCCUAAAAGGCUUUAUGCUGUCCACAGUAUGUGCCUCCGUCAUGUCCUCCCUGACUUCCAUCUUCAACAGCUCCAGUGCCCUGUUCACGCUGAACAUUUACACCUGGAUUCGGCCCACAGCCACUGAAAAGGAGCUCAUGGUGGCUGGAAGAUCCCGAGUCCUGAGGGGAGGGCUUGAUGAAGGCAUCCCAUUCAAGACUGAGUGCUCCAAAUCCCCCACUCUCUCCAUGUUGUCCAGCUGUGGGUCUUGGUUCUUUGUUAUAAUCUUAUUUGCUAUCACCGUCGUCUGGGUCCCCAUUAUAGAAAUGGCAUCCAGUGAGACACUGUUUGAGUACAUGCAGGUUCUUAAGAGCUGCCUGACACCAAGCAUGACUGCUGUCUUUCUGCUGGCUGUAUUUUGCAAGAGAGUCAAUGAGCAGGGCGCCUUCUGGGGGCUGAUUUUUGGGACAUCAAUUGGCAUCGUUCGACUGCUGGCUGAGUUUUUCUAUGGAUCCGAGACCUGUGAGGAAGGCAGCAAGUGCCCAAUGCUCAUCUGUAGCCUUCAUUACCUCUAUUUUGGCUUUUUACUUUUCCUCAUUACUCUCCUCAUCGUACUGGCCAUCUCCCUAGCCACAAAACCAAUUCCAGAUAGACAUCUCCAUGGUCUCUGCUGGAGUUUACGUAACAGCCGACAGAGGAGGGUGGCCUUAGAGAAAGAGAUGAGGUGGACGAUGUUCCCCAGCGCCACAUUCCAGCAAGGUAUGUUUGGGGAGACCCAAAGCUGUUUCUGGAAGUCCUGGGACUUGUUCUGUGGUCUUGACAAACAGUCAAACUCUAAGAUAGGCCCUGAGAUUGCCACUGAGGAGAAGAUAAAGGCAUCCUGGGAGCAGAUGGGGUCCAGUGGGAUGCCAGCCGACCUAGAGGCUCUGGCCAGGAAAACUGCAACCAGAAAGGAAGAGGAACAUACAGAGAAGAUGAGAGACUGGAGUAGCAUGCCAGAGAGCCUCCUCUGGAAGAGAGUCGUGAAUGCUGUCGGGAUCCUUUUGUUUGCGCUUCUCAUUCUUGUUCAUAUCUAUUUUGCUUGAUGACUCGAGGGUUGCAGCCUUUCCCGGACUGCCUCAUCGUGAAGGGAUGAAGUGUUUCCUUUGGAGAGACCCAAGAGGAUGGGGCCGAAGACCAUACCAAUGAAAGCGCCCUCUCAGUGUGUGUCAAGCACUAACAGCUGCCAUAUAUGCAUGGCCAAGAGACAGAGGAUGACCCUGUGUUUACAGACUGUGCCAGGGAGAACAUCUGUUCCUCUCAAUGACUGCACUGCAUAAACACUGAAUUUCCUUUCAAA